Astyanax mexicanus (Mexican tetra) is the source of this 2310-nucleotide messenger RNA. RefSeq names its product rho guanine nucleotide exchange factor 28 (gene arhgef28b). The record is from RefSeq and is a predicted model, not a curated record. Gene Ontology annotation, biological process: regulation of Rho protein signal transduction. Lineage: Eukaryota; Metazoa; Chordata; Actinopteri; Characiformes; Acestrorhamphidae. The transcript has 18 exons. Gene Ontology annotation, molecular function: guanyl-nucleotide exchange factor activity. Bases 64 to 2310 code for a protein of 748 amino acids.
GUGUGUAGUGUUUGUGUAUAGUGUGUAUGUAAUUGCCGCUCUUUCUCAGGUUCUUCUGCUCAGAUGUUCUGUGCUGACGGUGUUUCUGGGAGCUGGAAGAAUCCUCAGCAGCUGAAGAUGUUCAACAACUGUCCUAUCCUGCUGUGUUCCUCGAGCCACAGCUCUCCUGCUCUCCUUGUCAGCAGUUCCAACAAUGCAGAGACGCAAAGAAGACGCAGUAACAGUGAGGGGUGUGGUCCUGACCUAACUGUAAGGAAAUCCUGGUCUGUGAUUGGAGAAUCUACAUCCUGCUCACUAAUCCCGAGUUCAGAUCCCGGGCCGCUGGAUUACAGCGCAGAGUCCUGGAGCUCCUCAGUUGAUCCUCAGUUUCUCGCCUCUCUGGAUCGACGAGCCGUUAGGAGACAGGAAGUGAUCUACGAGCUGAUGCAGACGGAGUUCCACCACCUGCAGACGCUGAGGGUGAUGGCUGACGUGCUGAGGCGGGGCUUACAGGAGGAGGUGCAGCUGGAGGAGGAUGUGAUUGGUCAGAUUUUUCCCAGUCUUGAUGACCUCGUCACUCUGCACAGUAACUUUCUCGCUGCCAUGGAAACAAGGAGGUGGGGCACCAGAGUUGCAGGAAACCACUGGAACUACAAAAAUCAGAAGAACUACAUCGUCCAGCGCAUAGGGGACGUCCUUCUGCAGCAGUUCGGUGGUGCAGUAGGGGAGCAGGUGAUGGAGCUGUAUGGGGAUUUCUGCAGUAAACACUCAGAAGCUCUGAGAGUUUAUAAACACCUUCAACAGAACAACCGCAAACUGCAGCUGUUCAUCAGACAGCAAAGCAGCAACUCCCUAAUUAAACGCAGAGAAAUCCCAGAAUUCCUGCUGCUGGUCACUCAGAGGAUCACUAAAUAUCCCGUCCUGCUGGAGAGACUUCUGCAGCACACUGACGGGGGCGGUGUGGAGCAGGGGGACACGGCGGCAGCGCUGGAGGCUCUGAGGGUGGUGUUGGGGGGGGUGGAGCGCCGGGUGAGCGACGCCCAACACGCCCAGAAACUCCACGACAUCCUCACACGCCUCGACCCCAAGAGCUUCACCCGACUGAAGAGCGGCGAGAUCUAUACCAAACACUCCCUCACACACACCUCACACUCCCUCACACACUCUGCCACGCUUACCUGCAGAACCACCUCUGGCCGGCUCAGAGAUGUUCUCGCCCUGCUGUUUACAGAUGUUCUGGUUUUCCUUCAGGAAAAAGAACAGAAGCUGACAUUCGCUGCUUUGGAGCAGAAGCCUGCAGUGGUUCCCUUAAAGGGUUUGAUUUGGAGGGAAAUAGCCAAUCAGGAGCGAGGAUUAUUCCUGAUCAGCAGUGAUUGGUCUGCUGGUCCUGAAAUGUAUGAGAUUCACACUCACUCCCGCGAAGAGCGCAACACCUGGAUCACCCUACUGCAGCACUCCACACACAGGUUGAUGGAUGGUGUUGAUGAGCUGAAGAGUAAUGAGGAGAAGAAAGCAAAGAAAAUACAGAAACUACAAGAGGCGGUGUGGUCUCUGGAUCUGCAGGUGUGUGCGGCGCUGGAGGAGAAGCUGUUUUUCUGCACUACUGGACUCAGUUUAACCCCGUCUCACCUGCUGCUGCACCACGACUCACUUCCCACACUACCCAACACACUCCACACACUACCCAACUCACCACAGGGGUUCACACUGCUGCAGGACGCCCAGAGACAUGUGGUGGGUCUGAUGGUCACUCUGGUGCCGUGGGGUUCUCCUGAGUCGGUUCAGGAUGUGGAGGGACUGAGCAUGCCCAGUCUGAACAGGAAGUGUCCAGGGAGGCUGGCGGAGGCUGUUUUAGGGGCUGCUGGGAGGCCAGUCCAGAUUCACCUGCAGGUGAUGGAGAGCAUUCAGCGACUCGUUCAGAUUCUCUACAGUCUACAGGCUGUGGUGAUCAUCCAGGACAGUUUGUUUGAGGUUCAGAAGCUCCUCCUCCUGGAGGAUGAAGCUCUGCCCCCCUGGCCCUUCACUGAUUGGGUGGAUGUAAAGAAGGCGAGUGCAGAUUGGUCAAGGCUGGAGGAGCGGGAGAGAGAGCAGGAAAUGGAGAUGGGGCGGAUACAGAGAGAGGAGGCGGAGCUGGAGGCGGAGCUGCGUGAGUUGGAGGGGCGUGUCCAAACUCUGAGGGAGGAGCAGAGAAGAGUGGAGGAGGAGAGAGAGAGAUUAGCGAAAACACUGAACAAUAACAAUAACAAUAGCAACAAUUAUAACAGCGACUACAUCACUCCGCCCACUACUGACCGGCCAACCGGCAGUGUGUUGAGCGGGUUAGUGUGUUGA